Molecule: messenger RNA, 8592 nt
Organism: Callorhinus ursinus (northern fur seal)
Lineage: Eukaryota; Metazoa; Chordata; Mammalia; Carnivora; Otariidae
Source: RefSeq, a predicted model, not a curated record
AUGGCGGCGGCGGCGGGCGGCGGCAGUUGCCCCGGGCCUGGCUCCGCGCGGGGCCGCUUCCCGGGCCGGCCGCGGGGCUCCGGCGGGGGCGGGGGCCGCGGCGGACGGGGCAGCGGGGCCGAGAGAGUGCGGGUAGCUCUGCGGCGCGGCGGCAGCGCGGCGGGGCCGGGCGGAGCCGAGCCCGGGGAGGACACGGCCCUGCUCCGUUUGCUGGGGCUCCGCCGGGGCCUGCGCCGGCUCCGCCGCCUGUGGGCCGGCCCGCGCAUUCAGCGGGGUCGGGGCCGGGGCCGGGGCCGGGGCUGGGGCCUGAGCCGAGGCUGCGUGCCGGAGGAGGAGAGCAGUGACGAGGAAUCCGACGAUGAGGAGUUUCAGGGUUUUCAUUCAGAUGAAGAUGUGGCCCCCAGUUCCCUGCGCUCUGCGCUCCGAUCCCAGCGAGGUCGAGCCCCCCGAGGUCGGGGCCGCAAGCAUAAGAUGACCCCCAUUCCGCCUCCUCGCCUAGCAGAUGUCGCUCCUACCCCCCCAAAGACUCCUGCCCGGAAACGGGGUGAGGAGGGCACAGAACGGAUGGUGCAGGCACUGACUGAACUUCUUCGCCGGGCCCAGGCACCCCCAGCCCCGCGGAGCCGGGCAUGUGAGCCCUCCACUCCACGUCGGUCUCGGGGACGGCCCCCAGGACGGCCAGCAGGCCCCUGCAGGAAGAAGCAACAAGCGGUAGUGGUGGCAGAAGCAGCUGUGACAAUCCCCAAACCUGAGCCCCCACCUCCUGUGGUUCCUGUAAAACAUCGAACUGGCAGCUGGAAGUGCAAGGAGGGGCCUGGCCCAGGACCUGGGACCCCCAAGCGUGGAGGACAGUCUGGGCGAGGAGGCCGUGGAGGUAGAGGCCGAGGCCGAGGCGGGCUCCCUCUUGUGAUCAAGUUUGUUUCAAAGGCCAAAAAAGUGAAGAUGGGACAGUUGUCCUUGGGACUUGAAUCAGGUCAGGGUCAAGAUCAACAUGAGGAAAGCUGGCAGGGUGCCCCCCAAGGAAGAGUUGGAUCUGGACAGGGAGAGGGCCCUUGCUGGAGAAAGGAGCAAAAGCUGGAGGAGGAGGGAGAGAAGGAGACAGAAGAAGAGAAGGACAAGGAAGAGCGAGAAGAGACGGUAGAGAGAGCCGGACCUGCAGAAGGGGUGAUGCUAGCAGAGGAAAAGGAAGACGCAAAGCUGCCAUCCCCACCCUCCACUCCGCCAGCCCCUGCAGCCCCUGCCGCCCCUCCACCCCCUCCACCUCCUCCACCAUCUCCACCUCCUCCACCCCCUCCACCCCUCCCACCCCCCUCCACUUCUCCUUCAUCCCCACUUUGCCCUCCACCACCCCCAGUGUCCCCUCUGCCCCCACCAUCGCCUCCACCGCCUCCUGCCCCAGAGGAGCAGGAAGAAUCCCCUCCUCCAGUGGUCCCAGCUACAUGCUCCAGGAAGAGGGGCCGGCCUCCCCUGACUCCCAGCCAGCGGGCAGAGCGAGAAGCUGCUCGGGCAGUGCCGGAGGGUACCUCUCCCCCCACUCCAACCCCCAGCACCAUCACAGGAGGCCCUCUGGAAGACAGCCCCACUGUGGCCCCCAAAAGUACCACCUUCCUGAAGAAUAUCCGGCAGUUUAUUAUGCCUGUGGUGAGUGCCCGCUCCUCCCGAGUCAUCAAGACACCCCGGCGAUUUAUGGAUGAAGACCCCCCCAAACCCCUAAAGGUAGAAGUCUCACCUACUCUGCGGCUUCCUGUUGCCACCUCCCCACCCCCCCCCCCCCAACCCCCCCCCCCCCCCCCCCCCCCCCCUCCCCCAACUCCCCCGUCUACCCCAGUCCCACUCCCUGAGAAGAGACGGUCCAUUCUGAGGGAACCCACGUUUCGCUGGACCUCGCUGACCCGGGAACUGCCCCCUCCUCCUCCUGCCCCCCCACCGGCCCCGCCCCCACCUCCUGCCCCUGUCACUCCAUCCCGGAGGCCCCUGCUCCUUCGGGCACCCCAGUUUACCCCAAGCGAAGCCCACCUGAAGAUCUACGAAUCGGUGCUUACUACUCCUCUUGGGGCCCCUGAAGCCCCUGAGCCAGAGCCUCCUCCCGCCGAUGACUCUCCAGCUGAGCCUGAGCCACGGGCAGCGGGCCGCACCAACCACCUCAGCCUGCCUCGAUUUGCCCCCGUGGUCGCCACUCCUGUCAAGGCCGAGGCGCCCCUUCCCGGGGCUCCAGCUCUGAGCAACGGGCAGCAGUGUCAGGCUCAGCUGCAGCAGCCCCUACAGGCCUUGCCAACCCAGCUGCUGCCCCAGGCGUUAGCACAGCCGCCGCAGGUACAGCCGCACUUGCACCUGCAGCCGCCGUCGCCCCUGGACAAGGCCCGAACCGCGGCCUCGGGCUCCUUACCGCUGUCUGGUGUGGAGGAGAAAAUGUUCAGCCUCCUCAAGAGAGCCAAGGUGCAGCUGUUCAAGAUCGAUCAGCAGCAGCAGCAGCAGAAGGUGGCGUCUUUGAUGCCGCCAAGCCCUGGAGGGCAGAUGGAGGAAGUCGUGGGGACUGUCAAACAGAUCUCAGAUAGAGGUUCUGUCAGGCCUGAAGAUGAAUCGAUGGAAACUAAGAGAGAGAGACCGUCGGGCCCCGAGUCCCCUGUGCAAGGCCCCCGUAUCAAACAUGUCUGUCGUCAUGCUGCUGUGGCCCUAGGUCAGGCCCGGGCCAUGGUGCCCGAAGACGUCCCCCGCCUCAGUGCUCUCCCUCUCCGGGAUCGGCAGGACCUCGCCACGGAGGAUACAUCAUCGGCGUCUGAGACUGAGAGCGUCCCAUCACGGUCUCGGCGGGGAAAGGUGGAGUCAGCAGGGCCUGGGGGAGACUCAGAGCCUGCAGGGUCUGGAGGGACCCUGGCCCAUACACCCCGGCGCUCGCUGCCCUCCCAUCAUGGCAAGAAGAUGCGGAUGGCACGGUGUGGACACUGUCGGGGCUGCCUGCGUGUGCAGGACUGUGGGUCCUGUGUCAACUGCCUGGACAAGCCCAAGUUUGGGGGCCCCAACACCAAGAAGCAGUGCUGUGUAUACCGGAAGUGCGACAAGAUAGAGGCUCGGAAGAUGGAACGGCUGGCUAAAAAAGGCCGGACGAUAGUGAAGACGCUGUUGCCCUGGGAUUCCGAUGAAUCUCCUGAGGCCUCCCCUGGUCCUCCAGGCCCACGCCGGGGGGCGGGAGCUGGGGGGCCCCGGGAGGAGGUGGUGGCCCCCCCAGGGCCCGAGGAGCAGGACUCCCUCCUACUGCAGCGCAAGUCAGCCCGGCGCUGCGUCAAACAGCGACCCUCCUAUGAUAUCUUCGAGGACUCGGAUGACUCAGAGCCCGGGGGUCCCCCUGCUCCCCGGCGUCGGACCCCCCGAGAGAAUGAGCUACCGGUGCCAGAACCCGAGGAGCAGAGCCGGCCCCGCAAACCCACCCUGCAGCCUGUGUUGCAGCUCAAGGCCCGAAGGCGCCUGGACAAGGAUGCUUUGGCCCCUGGCCCCUUUGCUUCUUUUCCCAAUGGCUGGACUGGAAAACAGAAGUCCCCUGAUGGAGUGCACCGGGUCCGUGUGGAUUUUAAGGAGGAUUGUGACCUGGAGAACGUGUGGCUAAUGGGUGGCCUCAGCGUGCUCACCUCCGUGCCAGGGGGCCCGCCGAUGGUGUGCUUGCUGUGUGCCAGCAAAGGCCUGCAUGAGCUGGUGUUCUGCCAAGUCUGCUGUGACCCUUUCCAUCCAUUCUGUCUGGAGGAGGCCGAGCGGCCCCUGCCCCAACAUCAUGACACCUGGUGCUGCCGCCGCUGCAAGUUUUGCCAUGUCUGUGGGCGCAAAGGCCGGGGAUCCAAGCACCUCUUGGAGUGUGAGCGCUGCCGCCAUGCUUAUCACCCAGCCUGCCUGGGUCCCAGCUACCCAACCCGGGCCACACGCAAACGGCGCCACUGGAUCUGCUCAGCCUGCGUACGCUGUAAGAGCUGUGGGGCAACCCCAGGCAAGAACUGGGACGUCGAGUGGUCCGGAGAUUACAGCCUCUGCCCCAGGUGCACCCAGCUCUAUGAGAAAGGAAACUUCUGCCCCAUCUGCACGCGCUGCUACGAGGACAACGACUACGAGAGCAAGAUGAUGCAGUGCGCGCAGUGUGACCACUGGGUGCACGCCAAGUGCGAGGGGCUCUCAGAUGAAGACUAUGAAAUCCUUUCUGGGCUGCCGGACUCAGUGCUGUACACCUGCGGACCGUGCGCGGGGGCCACGCACCCCCGCUGGCGAGAGGCCCUGAGUGGGGCCCUGCAGGGGGGCCUGCGCCAGGUGCUCCAGGGCCUGCUGAGCUCCAAGGUGGCCGGCCCACUGCUGCUGUGCACUCAGUGUGGGCAGGCCGGAAAGCAGCUGCACCCAGGCCCUUGCGAUCUGCAAGCCGUGAGUCGGCGCUUCGAGGAAGGCCACUACAAGUCUGUGCACAGCUUUAUGGAGGACAUGGUGGGCAUCCUGAUGAAGCACUCAGAAGAAGGAGAGACCCCAGAGCGCCGGGCUGGAGGCCAGAUGAAGGGGCUCCUACUGAAGCUGUUAGAGUCUGCGUUCGGCUGGUUCGACGCCCACGACCCCAAGUACUGGCGACGGAGUACCCGGCUGCCAAACGGAGUUCUUCCCAAUGCCGUGUUGCCCCCAUCCUUGGACCAUGUCUACGCUCAGUGGAGGCAGCAGGAACCAGAGACCCCAGAAUCAGGGCAGCCUCCAGGGGACCCCUCAGCAGCUUUUCAGGGCAAGGAUCCAGCUGCUUUCUCACACCUGGAGGACCCUCGUCAGUGUGCGCUCUGCCUCAAAUAUGGGGAUGCGGAUUCUAAGGAGGCAGGACGGCUCCUAUACAUUGGGCAGAAUGAGUGGACACACGUCAACUGUGCCAUUUGGUCAGCUGAAGUGUUUGAGGAAAAUGAUGGCUCCCUCAAAAACGUGCAUGCUGCUGUGGCUCGAGGGAGGCAGAUGCGCUGUGAACUCUGCCUGAAGCCUGGAGCCACAGUGGGCUGCUGCCUUUCCUCCUGCCUCAGCAACUUCCACUUCAUGUGUGCCCGGGCCAGCUACUGCAUCUUCCAGGAUGACAAGAAAGUUUUCUGCCAGAAACACACAGACCUGCUGGAUGGCAAGGAGAUUGUGACCCCUGAUGGUUUUGAUGUUCUCCGCCGAGUCUAUGUGGACUUCGAGGGCAUCAACUUUAAGCGAAAGUUCUUGACGGGGCUCGAACCUGAUGCCAUCAAUGUGCUCAUUGGCUCCAUCCGAAUUGACUCCUUGGGUACCCUGUCUGAUCUCUCGGACUGCGAGGGACGGCUCUUCCCCAUUGGCUACCAGUGCUCCCGUCUGUACUGGAGCACAGUGGAUGCUCGGCGGCGCUGCUGGUAUCGGUGUCGUAUUCUGGAGUAUCGGCCGUGGGGUCCGAGGGAAGAGCCAGUUCACCUGGAGGCAGCAGAGGAGAAUCAGACCAUUGUGCACAGCCCCGCCCCUUCCUCAGAUGCAGAUGCCCUUAUCCCUGGAGCUCCUGAGCACCACUCACCUGUUCAGAACCUGGACCCCCCACUUCGGCCGGAUCCAAGCAGUGCCCCUCCUCUGGCUCCCCGCUCCUUCUCAGGGGCUCGAAUCAAAGUGCCCAACUACUCACCAUCCCGGAGGCCCUUGGGGGGUGUCUCCUUUGGACCCCUGCCCUCCCCUGGAAGUCCAUCUUCUCUGACCCACCACAUCCCCACGGUGGGAGACCUGGACUUCCCAGCUCCCCCCAGACGUUCCCGUCGUCCCAGCCCCCUGGCCCCAAGGCUGCCGGCAUCACGGCGGGCCUCUCCCCCUCUCAGAACCUCCCCACAGCUCAGGGUGCCCCCUCCUACCUCAGUCGUUAGAGCCCUCACGCCUACCUCAGGGGAGCUGGCUCCCCCUGGCCCAGCCCCAUCUCCUCCACCACCCCCUGAAGACCUGGGCCCAGACUUUGAGGACAUGGAGGUGGUGUCAGGACUGAGUGCUGCUGACCUGGACUUUGCGGCCAGCCUGCUGGGGACUGAGCCCUUCCAGGAAGAGAUUGUGGCUGCGGGGGCAGUGGGGAGCGGCCACGGGGGUCCAGGGGACAGCUCAGAGGAAGAGGCCAGCCCUACCCCCCGCUAUGUCCACUUCCCUGUGACUGUGGUGUCUGGCCCUGCCCUGGCCCCUGGUGCCCUUCCUGGAGCCCCCCGCAUCGAACAGCUGGAUGGAGUGGAUGACGGCACGGACAGUGAGGCAGAGGCCAUCCAGCAGCCUCGGGGCCAGGGGACUCCUCCUUCGGGGCCAGGAGUGGGCCGGGCCGGGGUCAUCGGGGCUGCAGGGGACAGAACCCGACCUCCUGAGGACUUGCCAUCAGAAAUUGUGGAUUUUGUGUUGAAGAACCUAGGGGGGCCUGGGGAGGGAGGUGCUGGGCCCAGAGAGGAGCCCCUCCCCCCAGCACCUCCCCUGGCCAAUGGCAGCCAGCCUCCCCAGGGCCUGCCCCCUAGCCCAGCUGACCCCACUCGGACGUUUGCCUGGCUUCCUGGGGCCCCAGGGGUCCGGGUAUUGAGCCUGGGCCCUGCCCCUGAGCCUCCCAAACCCGCCACAUCCAAAAUCAUCCUUGUCAACAAGCUGGGGCAAGUGUUUGUGAAGAUGGCUGGGGAGGGUGAGCCCGUCUCACCCCCGGUGAAGCAGCCACCUCUGCCCCCUCCCAUCCCCCCCACAGCCCCUGCUUCCUGGACUCUGCCCCCGGGACCUCUGCUGGGUGUGUUGCCAGUGGUAGGGGUGGUCCGCCCCGCCCCACCACCCCCCCCUCCUCCACUGACACUGGUGUUGAGCAGUGGGCCCCCCAGCCCGCCUCAUCAGGCCAUCCGCGUCAAGAGGGUGUCCACCUUCUCUGGCCGUUCCCCACCAGCGCCUCCCCCAAACAAGACCCCCCGGCUGGAGGAAGACAGAGAGUCUUUGGAGGAUGCUCCCCAGGGUCCAGGGCUUAGUGGCAGCGGGUUUAGCCGAGUGAGGAUGAAAACGCCCACAGUGCGUGGAGUUCUCGACUUGGAUGAGCCUGGGGAACCCACUGGGGAGGAAAGUCCGAGGCUCCUCCAGGACCGGUCCCCUCUGCUGCCACUCCCAGAAGGUGGUCCUCCCCGGGCCCCCGAUGGUCCCCCUGACCUGCUGCUUGAGUCCCAGUGGCACCACUACUCAGGGACCACGCCACAUUUUGGUAGAGGAAACAGACACGUACGUUAGCAAGUGUACUGCAGCUGAGAACGAGCGCCGUGAGAAAGAAGGCAAUGAGAGCGCCCGGGUGAGGCCCCUGUAGUCAGCCUGUCGGGUUCAGGGAACAGAAUGGAGGUGAGGCUGGGGUACGGGCAAAGAGGAGGUGGAGGAAGUUGUCAGAGGUGAGCCCAGGGGCACUGAGGCCUGGAGAUGGUUUGGGUCGUACAGCAAAUCAGGUUUGGAGUCUUGCCUCAGGCUGGGAGGGCACACGGUCGGGUUGGCCCAGAGGAGUGGUGUGGGGCGCAAGCGUGGCCACGCGGGCCCUGCCUCUCCUCCAGAGCACGCUCCACUCGAACUGAGGUUUUCCCCACCCUCCCCCUCCAGACCUGACGGUCAGCCCUCAGUCCGCACCCACCGUGAUUGAGCGAGCCACUGCCUCUGAGCUGAUCCCCCCUCCCACCUCCUUGUAGCACUUCCUUCGAUGGCUUCCAACACCCGCCCCUCCCCCCCACCCCGAUCCUGCCUCCUCCUUGCCCCAGCCUGUCACUUUGGCAUGUCCCAGGGCCCCGGCCUUGACUUCUCUGUCUGUACCUACUCUUGGGUGUUCUCAUCUGCUUCAUGGCUCUAAAUCCCAUCUCUUAUUCUGACAGCCGGUGGAUUGGUAGCCAGGCUCCUAGAUCCUGCUGCCUGCUCCCUGUCUCCACUGGCAGGUUGCAAGGGCAGGUUUUCUAAGAGGAAUUUCGGACUCAGCAUAUCCGAAACUGAGUUCUCUGCCUUCGCCCCAAACUUGUUCCUCCCUCUCCCUCACCAUCUGUCUCAUCAUCGGCAGUUUUACCAUUCCCGUUGUUCAGGCCCCAAACCUCAGAGUUGUCCUUGACCCUCCACUGGCUCUCACAUCCCCGUCUCCUACAGCAGCAAGUCCUGUCUGUUCCGUCUUGAAAAUCUUUAGCCCCUGAGAAGUCCCUUAAAUUGCUCGUAACGUACAUAUACUCGACUCUGUGGGUAGGAGCCUAUAUAAUAAGUUUGCGUAUAAAAAAAUGCAUGUGCAAAAGAUACUUCUGGUACUUCUAAUUUUCUGUGAGAGAAGAAUGAAGGGUAGAUGGGCAUUUUUGGUAAAAUGGGUUGGAGUGAGCCAGAGUGUCAGAGCGUGUCCUGCAGAGCCAGGGCAUUCCAAGCCUCUGUGGACAUGCUCAUCUCUCCAGGAACUCUCACAGAAAAGGGACCGCGGGCUCUUUAGAGAAAAACGAUGUCCAUCCUGUAGGGCUCACGGGGCAAUGAGAGCAGGAAGAGAGCCCUCAGACCAAGUAUCUGUGCUUGUGCAGGGAGAGGAAGGGAGGGGGUGAGGAACCUGGGACCCUGGGGUCCAGGAGGGGUGAUCCUCACCUGCUCUGACCUGCUGCUUGG